GGGCCUUUCAGUCGGAUUGUGGUCGUUGAGCGGCCGAGGUGUGUACCGUCGGGUUUCCACGAGUCUUACCGUUGUUGUGUUUCAGUGAGCGUGAAGUGGAUUCUGGAACUGGCAGAAGGUGAUCGGGUCAAGAGAAGAUGAUCGCUCUUGAUAGCUAAUUAGCAUUCGAUCGAAGGUGUUUUGUGGAUUCUUAUUGGGAUAUUCGUACGAUUGCGUAAUCUGUGAAUAUAUGUGCUGAUUCAGGUAGUUUGAUCAUUUUGAAUUGCUCGGAUUGUUUUCAUGAGCAGGAAGUGAAUGGCGAUCGAAAAGAAAACCGAAGAAACAGGAAAAUUCUUCUGUCCUUCUUCUAACGGCCGUUGCGAGUGAUACAGUGUGCAAUUACUGUUAUAAAGAAUUACGGUUCAUAGGCAAGAUAAUUUGUGUAACGAAGUGAUCGCCGCCAAUUUGCCUCUUCGUGGAUUGAGAUAUUGGGCAAGGAAGAUCAGCAGAAUAAGAAGAAGGCGAAUAAUAGAAGAAAAUUAGUGGUGCAGCAAUAUCAGAGUAUUCAAACGAGAUUGUCAGAGUGGAUUACUUUACGAACACCAGUCUCAGAAACAGAGUGGCUGGGCGAAGGAUUUUCUCAGCAAAGUUGGAAUUUCUGCUAAUCUCUCUGUUGUAGUGUUGUAAGCACCAUCGCUGCUGGACGCGCGUUGCCAAUCGUUGAAACUGUAAAGCGGAGAAGGAGGUCCAAAAGGAAUUGCAAUUCAUCCAACCAAUGACCCAUCUGUAUUCAUAAACCUACAGAUAAUGUGAUUCUCAUCAUUUACCCCGCCUGGAUCGACGACGACUGGUGAGCUGGAAUUCACCGCGGUAGAUCACAAGUUUGGUCUAUGAGUGCACACCAGGCGCAAUGGCACUGCGAUUGCGCAAGGAUGUCCAAAAAGCAUCCUAUUAUGUGUGGUUUCUCGGAGCACAGGAAGCGAAAGGCCUGCGAGGAUCCCGGGUUCUUUUGCCGGUGAUUCCUCGGCUCAUCGAGAAAUCCAAAGAACAUGAACCACUGAAAGUUACGCUCCAAGUGUCGCAUAAGGGGCUGAAAAUCAUUCAAGGACCGGCCAAACACUUCAUCCCCCAUGGUGCUAUAACAUGUUCUGUGCAGACAGACGAUAUUGUAGCGUGCAUCCUUCUAUUAUACAACCCGGCCACAAAAUGCCCUUUGCACGUGCACGCGUAUCGGUGCGACUCGGAAAUGACCGCUCAAGCCCUCAAUGAACAGCUGCAGAUACUGAUCAAUAGACCCGAAAACCAGAAGAGAUUUGCUGAGCUAGAAACUAGACUGGGCUUACCAGCGCAAUUAGCAGCAUCGGUUAUGAGCGCGGGUCCGGAAAGAAAGCCCCAGCAUCACCAUCAGCAUCAGCAGCCGCCCCAGCAGCAGCAUCCAGCGCAGAUGUCGAGGAGGUUCGAUUCGCCGCGCCGGUUUGAUUCAUCGCACGGAAGUGACACCGGCACUAGCACCAGGGAAUCAGAAUGCAGUGAGGAACAACAGCACUCGCCAACGUCACCCAUAUCGCCCAUUUCAAGCCAAUCCAAGCUUUACGACUCCCUGGCCGCUGAACUGCGCGAGAAGCUUAGUGGAGGUGUACCCUUGCUGCUGCCGACUCGGGAGUGCGAUAAGCCCAACAGCAAUAACAACGACUCGCGCAGAUGCCGCAAUCCAUGCAUCGUUGGAUCACUACCUUCACUCGGCAAUAAGCAAGGAGUGUCGUCUCGGGGAUCCUCUGGAAUCGGAUCGGACCUGGCACCCAGCCCAGAACGCCAAGAGGCGCAUAGCUCCAGCGAGGAAGAGUGGGUUAACGAUCAGGAAACGCAGUUCGGCGUUUCUCCACAUCAGGCGUCAGCAAGAACGAAGGAGCGUUAUGUCGAGGAGCAGCAUGUGCCCCAAGUGAGUAAGUACCGCGAACCUCCGACGUCAUAUCUGUAUCCAAACGUUCGACAAGAACCUCAAGGACGCUUCCAGCGGUCAUCCAGCCGAGAGGAAGACCAUAGCUUGCGGGGAUCCGUAAACUCUCGCGAGGAGGAGGUGAAGCCGAUCAUAACUAAGCCAACUCCUCUGCAAAACCGAUUCAGAGAAGCUUUCGGUAAUGAAGACUAUAUGUUGGAGGACCGUAAAAAGAAGAUCACAAUCGAUGAUAAACGCUAUGAACAGGAGGACGAUCGUAGAAAAAGUAGACAUCAUGAGGUUGAUAGAGGAGAAAAUUAUAUGUACAAGAAGUCAAACGGAUCAGGAAAAUAUUAUGACGGGUAUGACAACGAAAAGGUACGGUACCGAGAAAACUUAACUGAUCGUCAAAAGUACCAUGAGAUUAUUUCUGAGUCAACAAAAUAUCGCGACGAGUCACCCAAACACAGAGAAAUGCGAGAUGGAUACAGAGAAUACUCACCUGAGAGAAGCCCAAGAAACAAAUACUCACCUUCGUAUGAUGAUCAUCGAGAUUUCAAAAUUGAACGUGACUAUCGAGAUCCAAUGAAAGCAUCCUCCAACAGAGAACCGCCAUACACACGAACCGAUAGUUCUGAUGAUCGCUACAGAUCUGGAUACAGUGAUCGCAGAGCAUACAAAGGAACCGACCCAAUGCCGUUUAACGAGCCAAUUGAUAAAAAUGGUAAAGUCCCUCUAGCACGUUUCAAAUCAUCCGACGAGUCCAAAUAUAGCCGUGAUAGAUACGAUGACCGAUGGGAACGACAACCGAUGUAUCCUGAAGACCGUAGCUCUGACGAUAAAUACCGAGAUGCAUCUGCGCGCUACCGGGAGGAUAUAAGAAAAUCACCGGUAAUGAAGAAAAUAGAAGCACGCGCGAAAAUGGUUGAGAUUAAGACUAGUUCGCCAGAGUCAACAAUUCGCAAAGUUUCCCCUAAGGAUAGAUUCCAAAACGCGAAGGAAAAGUUUCAGCAAAUGGAGCGCGAUCGUAACGAAGAGGAACGCAUCGAAAGGGAACGCCAGGAGCGCGAGCAGAUGUUGCACAAUAAACGAGUUUCGGAGGCUCCUAGAAGAAGUUCCAUCGAACCGGUGGUCGUGAGCUCGCACGAAAGUAACGGUUGGAGUUCCGAAGAAGAGGAAGAAGUACAGGACAGACGCACGAGAGGACCGCCACGUUCGUCUAAUAGUGGUGGUUAUCGUGAGCUGGACACCGUUGAUCGUUACCCAGGACUCGACCGUGAGCCUCCAAUGUCUUCGUCGCGAAUGAUGCCUGCCAAGAGCCUCGGCAAUCUGGCCAAAGGGUAUCGCCAUAGUUACGCGGAGCCACGGCCUCCGCCGGUGUCGAGAAGCAGUGGCCGUGUAGGGCUUGCCGCAGUCAAUCCAUAUUGAAAUAGUGCUGUAGUUUAUUUUGUAUGUAAAGGCAGUGUGUUUUCUUCUUUGUUGCAUGCAGUUGUAAUGUGUACAUAAUAUAAAAUAAAUACACGGAGUUGUCAGUUCAGCGACGGUUUCUUGAGCUGAAUGGAGAUACAACGACUUAUCUUUAGCUAAUGCUCACAUGGUGUACACGCAAUACAUGUUUUGAAGUGCCUUAUAGUAAUAAUCAACGUGGAGUGAAAUAAAUUGUCUAAAUACUGUUGUAAAAUUUAUAAUCACGCAAAGAUAUAAAAUAAAUAAUUAGAAAACCUAAA
Molecule: messenger RNA, 3642 nt
Organism: Armigeres subalbatus
Lineage: Eukaryota; Metazoa; Arthropoda; Insecta; Diptera; Culicidae
Product: zinc finger CCCH domain-containing protein 13
Exons: 7
Coding region: 890-3343 (817 amino acids)
Source: RefSeq, a predicted model, not a curated record